GAGAUAGAUUUAUGUGGGUAUCACUCACGCGUCGAGUUGGCGCAUGCUGCUUGCUGGCAUCGGCCAGCAUCGCUGCGUUGACUCAAGAAGUGUCAGCCAGUGAAAGCGCCAUAGUUAAGUUAGAAGACGCCAUCACCAGAACGCUAGAACGCAACCCGACGCUGGUGGCAUUUGGUUAUCAGAUCGAGGCACAACAAGGGCGAGUGACGCAAUCUCGGCUUCGCCCAAAUCCGGAGCUGGGGGUGACGAUCGAGAACGCCCUUGGUUCCGGUGAGUUCGAGGGCAUCGAUCGCGCUGAAACUACGCUCAGUCUAAGUUGGGUGUUGGAGCGCGGCAAACGCGAAAGGCGCGUGGCAGCGGCGAAUGCUGGUGUGUCAUUGCUCGAGUCAGAGGCAGAAGUUACGCGUCUUGAUGUGGCAGCUGAAACGGCAAGGCUGUACCUCGACAGUCUUGCAAAUCAAGAACGCUUAAAGCGCCUUCAAGAGGCUGUCACUCUUUCUGAGCAAACGGUAACCGCUGUUAAAGAGCGCGUGCAGGCAGGACGAACACCUGAUGCUGACUUGGCGCGGGCGGAGGCGUCUCUUGCAUAUGUUCGCCUUGAUUUAGAGGAUGUAGAACACGAGCUACUGACAUCAAAUUAUCGGCUCGCAGCGCAGUGGGGUGAGAGACAGCCUGACUUUAUUCAGGUUACAGGCAACAUCGAGUUGCUUCCAAAACCAGAGGAAUUCGAGCACCUACUCGCGCGCGUUGAUCAGAGCCCGAAUGUUUUUCGUUACCUAAGUCAACAACGACUACGGGAAGCGGAGUUGCGUUUGGCUCAAGCUGACGCCAAACCUAACUGGCGUGUCAACGCAGGAAUCCGUCGGAUAGAAGGGAUAGAUGAGCAGGCGUUUGUUGCUGGUAUCACGAUCCCUCUGGCGAUGCGCAAUCGCAACCAAGGUGGAAUUGCAGAGGCGCGCGCAAAGCUUCAAGGCGUCGAUGCUGAUCGCAUAGCGACACAACUACAAAUCGAAACUCAUUUGUUCGCACGUUAUCAAGAGCUACAACACAGCCUGCAUCAAACGAAGACUCUGCGCGACGAAGUCUUACCGCGUGUGGAGCAAGCCUUAGCUGAUACCCAGAGCGCUUAUGCCUCAGGAAUCAUGGGUUGCAGCGGCGCAAGCUCCGAAAACGACGACUCCGCGAAGAAUGGCCACGGUGAGGUCGCUGAGAUCGAACCAGUCAAAGGCCCCAACAGGGGACGAUUGUUGAUCGGCGGUGACUUUGUUCUCGAACUCGCCAUAUUCGAAACGGGUGUACCGCCAGAAUUUCGUGUUUGGGUAACCAACGCAGGCGCAGCGGUUGCGCCCGAAGAUGUCAGUGUGCACGCGACGCUCACUCGCUUGGGGGAUGUCAAAGAUGAAAUCAGCUUUGAUGUACAGGAUGAUUUUCUGCGCGGCGAUACCGUCAUUUAUGAACCCCAUUCGUUUGUUGUGUCGAUUGAAGCCAAGCAUCGCGGCGCGACCCAUCGCUGGCGAUACGCCAAUUUUGAAGGGCGAACCCGGAUAGGUGCUGACGUUGCCGAGGCGUUCGGGUUGCAAACCGAUCUGGCAGGGUCAGCGACGAUUCACGAGACCAUUGCGGUAUACGGGCGCGUCGUACCGAAUACUGAAAAAGUGAGCUCUAUAACCGCCCGUUUCGAUGGUGUUGUUCGGUCUGUUGACGUGUCCAUUGGUGACACGGUACAGCGCGGACAAAAGCUGGCUACGAUCGAAAGCAAUGAAAGCCUCAAGCCCUACGGGAUUAGCGCACCGAUUGCCGGAAUCGUGACUGAGCGUAACGCGAAUCCAGGCGAGCAAACGGCGGCGCGGCAGCUAUUCAAGAUUGUGGAUAUCUCAACCGUCUGGGCUGAGUUAUCUGUGUUCCCAUCGGAUCGUCCUCGAGUCUCUACAGGAACCCCCGUGACCAUCAAUGCAGCGGACGGCGGCCUUGAGCGCUCAGGUGUCAUAAGCCAGCUCAAUCCUGUUGCCGAGGCAAACCAAUCUGUUCUUGCACGCGUCGUGUUGGAUAAUUCGGACGGUGCAUUGGUACCCGGUAUGUAUUUGACCGGCGAGAUUCAGGUCGCUGAACAUCCAGUGCCGCUUGCGGUGAAACGUACGGGUUUGCAGGCAUUCCGAGACUUUACUGUGGUUUAUGCCCAAAUAGGUGAUGAGUACGAAGUGCGUAUGCUCGAUCUCGGCCGACAGGAUGGUGAGUGGAUUGAAGUGCUCGGCGGCCUGGAACCUGGCACACGCUACGUCACCACGAACAGCUACCUCAUUAAAGCCGACAUUGAAAAGUCCGGCGCAUCGCACGAUCACUGA
Messenger RNA from Symbiodinium necroappetens, 2342 nucleotides. The record is from the annotation of a GenBank genome assembly. Lineage: Eukaryota; Dinophyceae; Suessiales; Symbiodiniaceae.